Molecule: messenger RNA, 210 nt
Organism: Dicrocoelium dendriticum
Lineage: Eukaryota; Metazoa; Platyhelminthes; Trematoda; Plagiorchiida; Dicrocoeliidae
Source: the annotation of a GenBank genome assembly
AUGGUGAGCCUGAUCAGGAACGAUCAAGCGGUGUUUGUUCAAAGGUUACUACUGGUGGAGAAAACGAUUAAUCAAUUACAGUUUCAGAUUGGACAACUCCCGGAGGCAAUUAAUCAAGCAAUCAAGUCGGCGAACCCGAUAUCUUCAAAUUUAGCAUGCUCUGUGGUUACAACGCGUCCGAAUGUCGCACCGGAAGGCAACGAAGAAUAA